AUGGUGAGGACGCGAAAAAAUAUCGAAAAUAUGGAAAUUUAUGACUACAUGAAGGAACUGAAUGAAAAAAUAUGGAGCUACCUGUUCGAAGACUCCCUAGCACAUGAGGCAAUAUUACGAUCCCUAAACGAGUUAGAACAAAUUAUCAUUUCAAGAUUGUUGUUCAUACAGCAGGUGGUAUCCGAAAGAGCAAUGCGCUUGUGGAUUAAUCCAAACUCUCUAAAAAAAUUAAGUGAAUGCAUAAAAAAUUUGGUCGAAGCAAAAAUACUUGUAGAAAGUGAAACAAAAAAGGAUAAUUACAAUCAGUAUAAAAUAAAUGAAAAAUUCAGACAUACAAUGCUGAACAAAAUUUAUAAAAAUAGAGAAGAUAAAAUUUUUAUAUUUAAUAAUAACGCGAAGGAACAAAUGGAAAAAGAAAAAAAUCUGCAUGAAAAAAAUUUAUAUCCGACGAAAGAAGAAAUUGCGAAUUAUGCACAAAUGAGAUGGAACAAUUUGCUCCAUUUUAUUGCGUCCCCCAAAUUAAGUAAUCGAAAUGACGACAAGGGUGACCUCAACAGGAAUAAAAAUAAAGGAAGGAAAAAGAAUCAAACAGACGAUGAGGAGUACCGCCCCUAUGGCCACUUCCCCUACGGGGGAGCCACUCAUAAUGUGGUGAAUUAUACCGUGGUGAAUUAUACCGUGGGGAAGGAGGACAACGGGGAGGAGAACGACGAGGAGGAGGAUGACGGGGAGGAUGACGGGGAAGACGACGGGGAAGACGACGGAGACGAUGAGGGGGAUAACUCAGACAAUGAAGACCACACUGCGGAGGAGCGGGGAAACCAAAACUAUAGGAAAAAAUACGAGAAAGGCCCAAAUGAAGAAGCCAAAUAUGAUCAGUACGGGUACUACUACGAACAGGGUGAAUCUGUGGAAGGAGCCCCCCCAAGUGGAAGCGCACACAAGCUGAAUAGCCACGAUGCAAAUCAGUAUUAUACGCAUCAUCAUAGUAGGGAAAAGAAGAAGAAAAAAAAAAAGAAGAAGGGAGUUUAUGCCUACAAGCAGAAUGAUCUGUAUUAUAGGAGCUUGCAAAGUGAGGAAAAUGGCUACCUAGAGGAAGACAAUAAUAAUAAUAAUAAUGAGUAUUCUUUUUUCUAUUCAAGUUCAAGAAAGGAAAGCCCCCCUUCGUAUACCCCAUGCGAUAGCCUAAUCGAAGUGCUCAAGAGAAAAAACUUCAUACUACAGGAUGAUGCGAAUAGCAACAAGGCAGUGAACAUGAGUCGAGAAGCCUUCUCAUGGUUUCUCAAGGACAUACGAAGUAGGAUAAUAUCCCUGGUGCUCGAAUAUUUGCUCAUAAUAGAUGAUGGCUACGUCACAAACAUCGCACGGGAAAUAUCCACCAAAUAUAAGAAGGACAGUAGUAGCGCGAACACCGGUAGUGGUGGAGGAAGCUCUGCGAAUGCCCAGAAAGGGGAAAUCGAUUACUCUGUCUAUGGCACGUAUGCGAACCAUACUGCUUACCCCGAGCAUCGUGGAAGCGACGACAUUUACAGCAACCAUAUCCACACAACACAUCAAGAGAAGGUAAAAAAUGAUGGAGGCGGAACCCCCUGCUAUGUGACGGAAGAAAAGAAGGACCAAAAAAAGUCAGAACUGUAUGUGAAGGAAACCCUAUUGCUGAUCCUUUCUAUUAGUCAGUGUACCAUUAGCCAUCCCAUAUACCUCGAUAAUUUAACCAAAUCGCAGAAGGAAUUUAUCAAUUUUGGCAUCCACAUUGGUCUUUUCUUAAAGCGCAGUGAGGACUACGUCUUUGUAACUCCCUACGCAUUGCUUCUAACGAUAAAUAAUUUAAAUGUACAGAAUUACGUGGCUGUGAUGAACAGCCUGACGCUUGAGGGGGGGUCUGAAAACGCAUACAACGAGUAUAGCGCGUAUGGUGAGGAUGUAGGGGACAAUCAUCUCCCCAGCAACAGCAGCAACGUUGUGACCACACGCACCAUAGGCAUGGGCAGACAUGGUCACAUGGAUGGGGGGGCGAAGAAAAUAAGCGAAAAAUAUUUUCACCACUAUUCCUUAUUGCAAGAGGAAAAAAAGAAAAGACCCCCCACAAGUGAUACCCAUCAAAAUAUAGAUAAAACAAAAUCUACACACGAAUUAGCUAGCCAUCAUUUAUCCACAGAAAAAAAAAUUAAUGGAAACAAUAAUCUCGAAAUGGGGCUAAUUGUACAGAGUAAUUUUAAAGUCUACCUCUACACCAAUUCAACAUUGAAGAUAAAUAUUUUAAGUCAUUUAUGUGAAUUACAAGCAAGGACUCCCAACAUGGUCGUAGGAAUUUUGACCAGAAGGAGUGUCCUAAAUGCUUACAACUCGGAUAUUACUGCAAAUCAAAUUAUCAAAUUUUUGGAGUCCUAUGCACACCCAGGCAGAAGCAAUUUUAAAAGCUCUAUACCUGUCAACGUGAUCACACAAUUGAAGCUGUGGGAAUCGGAAAGACAUAGAUUAACUCUUGACGAUGCCAUCGUCUUUAAGUCUUUCGAAAAGGAAUUCCUUCCCCACCUAUAUCAGCAAAUCGUUGUCUGGGCUAAUAGCAAAAAUUACUUAUUGCAUUAUACACCUUGGCCUAAAAAUGUCAACUCCCCAGAAUUUGAUGCUUGGAUGAAGUCGGAAAAGUACCUCUGCUGUAUCUACGAAUCGAAGAAUGAAAUCAUCGAUAAGAUUAAGGAAAUUAGGGAGAAGCUCAUGAAGAAGCGGCAGAACGCGUAG
This is a messenger RNA of Plasmodium cynomolgi strain B, 2742 nucleotides long. RefSeq lists its product as hypothetical. The record is from RefSeq and is a predicted model, not a curated record. Gene Ontology annotation, cellular component: transcription factor TFIIH core complex; transcription factor TFIIH holo complex. Bases 1 to 2742 code for a protein of 913 amino acids. Lineage: Eukaryota; Apicomplexa; Aconoidasida; Haemosporida; Plasmodiidae. Gene Ontology annotation, biological process: nucleotide-excision repair. Gene Ontology annotation, molecular function: double-stranded DNA binding; ATPase activator activity. The transcript is spliced from 3 exons.